Molecule: messenger RNA, 1173 nt
Organism: Kalmanozyma brasiliensis GHG001
Lineage: Eukaryota; Fungi; Basidiomycota; Ustilaginomycetes; Ustilaginales
Product: Endonuclease/exonuclease/phosphatase
Exons: 2
Coding region: 1-1173 (390 amino acids)
Biological process (GO): base-excision repair
Cellular component (GO): nucleus
Molecular function (GO): DNA-(apurinic or apyrimidinic site) endonuclease activity; double-stranded DNA 3'-5' DNA exonuclease activity; phosphoric diester hydrolase activity
Source: RefSeq, a predicted model, not a curated record
AUGGCGGCAGCAACACCAACAAGAACAACGGCAAGGCGUGCUUCGAGUCGCACUGCCGCCGUCGCAGACACUCAGCAAACUGCUCCAUCUACCUCGACAUCAGCUCCAUCAUCACCAGCCAAAUCGUCAUCGAAACGGAAAGCUGCCUCGUCAGCUACAUCGAAUAAUGUAGUCAGUGAAGCAUCACAGGACAACGCCACCACGGCCGAGACCUCAGAAGCCGCUCCUGCCAAGAAGUCGCGCAAGAAAGCCGUCCCAGACUCCGACUCGCCGAGCGCGCCCAAGUCGGACGAUACCACGGCGGAUCCCAGCUUACCCACUAAUACAGAGAUGCCGGCUUCUCUCUCCUACUCUCGUCCCUCAGCAGAAGGAGCGAUUCGCAUCACAUCGUGGAACAUCACCAGUCUCAAGUCGAGUGAGCCAAAGGGCAUGAUGCGCUACCUCGAGGCAGAAGAUGCGGACAUCGUGGUGCUUUCAGAGACCAAAGUCAACGAUGUGCCCAUGCACCCUGCUCUCACCAAGCUCUACAAGCAUCAGUACUGGGGCAUCGGCAAGCAGAAGGGAUAUGCCGGCCUUGCCAUUCUCUCCAAGAUCAAGCCUGUCAAAGCCGUCUACGGGCUGCCCGGCCUCAAGGAUCAGGACACAAAAGGUCGCAUCGUCACGCUCGAGUUCGAGAACAGCUUCCUCGUGGGGACGUAUGCCGUCAAUGCGGGCGAGGGUCUCAAGACCAUGGCGACCAAGCAAGCCUGGAACGCCGCCUUUGCUACCUAUCUUGCCGAGCUCGACGCGCAAAAGCCUGUCAUCUGGUGCGGCGAUAUCAACGUGGUCCAGGACGAACGCGAUUUGGCAGCUGCCUCCAAGAAGUGGAACAAGAGCCCCGGCUAUACAGCCAUAGAGUGCGACGCCCACCGCGAGCUGCUCCAAGGCAAGGCGACGCCUGCGUCAAAGCCGCUCGUCGAUGUAUGGAGGCAGCAGCAUCCGGAUGCCAUCGGCCAUUACACGUUCUACGGAUGGCGCGGCUUCUGCAGGUCAAAGGGCAUCGGCUGGAGACUCGAUUCGUUCAUCCUCUCGGAACGCAUCGCCAGCAAAGCACUCGCCUGCGAAAUCAGGCACGAGUGUUACGGUGCCAGUGAUCACGUUCCGAUCUACUGCGACGUUCAAGGGCCGCUGUAG